UAGAAAUUGAGUGAAAGCGUGGGCGCCGGCGUCGGCGCGACUAGAGCAGAAUCCCGAACCAGGUGAGCAGGGUGCCAGGAAGGUACUCGAAUAGAAAGGGAGGGGAACCAGUUGCAGGAGCGGCCACAGCCAGUCCUACCUCUCUGAGGUCCAAGCACCCGGGUCUCCGGUGCCAGCCAGAGGUAGUUGGAACUAUAUCUCCCAGCAGGCUACUCGGUGAAAAAGCGAGGAAACCGGGCCAAUGUAUGCCGCAAAGCCUACUGGGAUUGGUAGUUCCCUAUCCUCUAAGGACUUAAAUACCUCGAUGAAUGGCUCCUUCAGCAUGCAAGGCUGGGAGCUCCAAACCCCCUUCCCUCUCCUGGAUAUAGAAGUCCAAGCACUCAGCUACCUCCUCUCUUAGACCCUGCUCUCUCCAGACUUUUUGCUCGAUGGAAUCAGCUCUCUCACUGGCCCUUGGCCACCUUCUAGGAGUCGAUCUGGCGCCCUCUUCAUUUUAGGGACUCGGAGGUUUGAGCAUAUCAUUGCACUUGAGUUCAUCCUUUGUCCUCUCCUUCAGGUGCCUCCAUGGCCGGCUCUGAAGAGCUGGGGCUCCGAGAGGACACACUGAAGGUUCUGGCUGCUUUCCUUAGGCGCGGUGAAGCUGCUGGGUCCCCUGUCCCAACUCCACCCAGGAGCCCUGCCCAAGAGGAGCCAACAGACUUCCUGAGCCGCCUCCGAAGAUGCCUCCCUUGUCCCCUGGGGAGAGGAGCCCCUCCCCCGGAAUCCUCUCGGCCCUGCUUCCUUCCCCUACGCCCCUGCUAUGGCUCUGAGCCUGAAUCCAUAAGUGUCCUGUUCUGUAGACACAAAGAGUUAUUCUUGCCACCAGGUCCAGCGACUUCAGACUUCUAUGCCCUGGUUGCCCAGCGUCUGGAACAGUUGGUCCAAGAGCAACUGAGAUCUCCGCCCAGCCCAGAAUUCCAGGGACCCCCACCCACAGAAAAGGAAGCCCUGCUAAGGAGGCUGGUAGCCUUGCUGGAGGAGGAGGCAGAAGUCAUCAACCAAAAGCUAGCUUCUGAUCCUGCUCUGCACCGCAAGCUGGCUCGCCUGUCAGCAGGCUCCUUCGCCCGCCUCGUGGAACUCUUCUCCAGCCGGGAAGUCAGCUCCUCCCAAAGCUGUGCGAGCCCCUCCUUGCCAUGCCCGGCACCGCCACCGCCAUCCCCGGAGCCACUGGCCCGCCUGGCUCUGGCCAUGGAGCUGAGCCGGCGCGUGGCUGGACUGGGGGGUACCCUGGCCGGCCUCAGCGUGGAACAUGUACACAGCUUUGCGCCUUGGAUCCAGGCCCAUGGGGGCUGGGCAGGCAUCCUGGCCAUCUCACCUGUGGACCUGGAUUUACCCUUGGACUGAGUGCUUCCUCUUCCUCUGAGCUGCUGCAGGAAUGACCACAGCUGCUGGUGACACACAUAUUUC
Messenger RNA from Peromyscus californicus insignis, 1446 nucleotides. It is a transcript of the gene Bcl2l12, whose product is annotated as BCL2 like 12. Lineage: Eukaryota; Metazoa; Chordata; Mammalia; Rodentia; Cricetidae. The coding region runs from base 565 to 1383 and encodes 272 amino acids. The record is from RefSeq and is a predicted model, not a curated record. The transcript has 6 exons. Gene Ontology annotation, biological process: regulation of apoptotic process.